AUGGAUCUUCUCCAAGGGCUGAUACAACAGCCGAAAGUUCAAUCUGUGGAUGAAACCAUUCCAACAUUGUGCGAUCGAGUUGAGAACUCUACUUUGAUUAGCGAUAGGCGAUCCGCUGUGCUUGGGUUAAAGGCGUUCAGUCGUCAGUAUAGAGAGUCCGUGAUUGCAUCUGGGCUGAAACCGUUGCUCAACACUUUGAAGCGUGAUUACAUGGAUGAAGAUUCGGUGAAGGCUAUCCUGGAAACAAUUUUGAUUCUUUUUAUUAGAGGUGAUGGUCAUGAUGACUUGACUAGAGGCUGGAUAUCUCAACAAUCGCGAUUACAAAAUGGGAAGUAUCCUUCACCGUUGGUAAUGAAGCAAGAAAAGGAACAAGUAGAUCAGUUUUCGCUAUGGAUCGCUGAUGCUCUGACGCAAUCCGAAGAUUUGAUUCACUUGCUCGUUGAAUUUUGGGAAAUUGACAACUUCCAUAUCAGAUUGUACACAAUUCAAUUACUAGAAGCUGUAAUGGCUACGAGACCGUUAAAGGCGAGAAGUGCUUUGAUUUCGUUGCCAACAAGCAUAUCCACGAUGGUUUCACUCCUGGAUGACAUGCAUGAACCCAUCAGGGAUGAAGCCAUUUUGUUAUUAAUGGCUGUAGUGAACGAUUCGCCACACGUUCAAAAACUGGUUGCUUUUGAAAACAUCUUUGAAAGACUUUUUUCCAUCAUUGGGGAAGAGGGCGGAUUAAGAGGAUCUCUAGUUGUCAAUGAUUGUUUAUCAUUGAUUAAUAAUAUCCUAAAGUAUAACACUUCUAACCAAACUCUAUUCUUGGAAACAGGAAACUUGCCCAAACUAGCACACCUCUUAAGUGAACCAAUAGCCCAAAAUGAAGACUUUUUUUGGAAUGACCAGAGAAUAAUCAAUAUUAACACGGCUUUAGACAUUGUCAGUCUUACGGUGGAGCCAGGAAAUACUGUCACCGCUGAACAUCAAAAUGUCUUACUCAACUCAAGCGUAUUAAUGGUUGUAUUACGGCUUGCAUUCUUUCAUAACAUCCCAAAAAAAGUUAGGCCAGUUGCCCUCUUGACGGCUGCAAACAUGAUCAGAAGCAAUCAAUAUGCACAGUCGGAAUUUAGUAAAAUUGACGUUCCAUAUUUUGAUCCUUCAUUACCUACAAACUCUACAACAAACCGUGGUACAACAAAAUUAGUUCCUGUAGUCAGCAUUCUAAUAAACUGGAUGCUUUAUGCCAAUUCUGUUCACACGUUUAAUACAAGAGUUGCGUGCUCUAGAUUAUUAAAGGCUUAUCUCAUGGACAACUUUGACAUCCAAAAAGACUUUUUACUAAAACAAGUUCAGUUAUGUAACAAUUAUCCGGCAAAUAAUAACCACGAUGAUAUUGAAGAAAAUGGUACCACUAACGAAGUUAAAGCAGAAGAAAAUAUAGAUGAAGGUACAGAUACAAAGGUUAAUACGGAAUAUGAAAACAUUCUCAAGGCUAACUUAUUUGAAGUCUUGUUGAAUUACGAUGCUGAGCUGACUCUAAACCCUUUUAAGCUGUUUUUCACAACUGACAUUUUCAUGUUUCUUUUUAAUCAGGAACAUCAAUUCAGUGAAGAAUUACGUGAAAUUACAAGACACGUUACCACUGGCAACGACCUUGAUGACGAAGAACCUCUAAAGGCUAUUCAAACAAUAAGUGAACUAUUAACCACUUCCCUUACUACUGCUGACAUAAGGAUCCCUAUCUCUUACUUAACCUUCUUAAUAUAUUGGCUAUUUGGUGAUUCCAAAGCAACCAAUGAUUUUCUUUCGGAUAAAUCUGUGAUCAAGUCCUUACUUUCCUUUUCUUACCAAAUUCAGGAUGAAGACGUUACUAUCAAAUGUCUUGUGACAAUGUUACUUGGUGUAGCCUACGAGUUUUCGUCUAAAGAAUCUCCAUUUCCUAGAAGGGAAUAUUUCGAACUCAUCACCAAAAGCUUAGGAAAGGAUAAUUAUGCAUCCCGGGUCAAACAAUUUAAGAAAGACUCGUUUUUCUCAAGGAUCGACAUAAACGAAGACAGUAUAUUGGCGCCAGAGCUUGAUGAAACCGGCUUACCAAAAGUUUAUUUCAGCACUUAUUUCAUACAGUUAUUCAAUGAAAACAUAUACAGAAUUAGAACCGCUUUAUUGCACGAUCCAGAUGAAGAACCAGUAAAUAAGAUAUCUUUCGAAGAAGUCGAAGAGUUACAGAAGCAAUGUUCGAAGUUGAAGAGCGAAUUAAGCUUCUUACAAAAGGAAACGGAAAGUACUAACGGGAAUCUUACUGAGAAAUUAAAGAAUCUGUCCCAAGAACACGAAGAGUUAGUUGAAAGAUAUCGAUUAUUGGAUUCCUCACAUAUUUCAUUAAAAAAAAAUUUUUCCAAUUUGGAAACUGAACUGAAGAACAUCAAAGGUUCCUUGGAUGAAAUGACGCAGCUAAAGAAUGUACUGGAAACUAAAGAUAAAGAGAAUCUGGCUGCUUUACAAGAAUAUAAAGGUACCAUUCACAAACAAGAGGACACUAUUAAAACUUUAGAGAAGGAACUUGAAACUACAUUCUCUCAAAAGAAGAAGGCAGAAGACGGCAUAAACAAAAUGGGUAAAGACCUAUUCGCUUUAAGUAGGGAAAUGCAAUCAGUUGAGGAAAAAUAUAAAAACCUACAAAGAGAAAAAGACAAAAGUGAUUCCAAUUACCAGAAAGAGGUUAAACUACUAAAAGAAGAUACUGUGAAAAAAAUGACUGAAAUAAAGAUUUUGAACGAAAAUCUUAUAAAAACGAAAACUGAACACAACAAUUUGUCAAAAGAGAAAGAAAACAUUUCGAGAGAGUUGACAGAGUAUAGAUCACGGUUUCAAAGCCAUGAUAGUUUAGUCACGAAACUAACCGACAAAUUGAAAUCCUUAGCAAAUGAUUAUAAGAAUAUGCAAAGCGAGAACGAAUCAUUAAUAAAAGCAGUAGAAGAAACGAAAAGCGAAAAAACUAUGCAAUUGUCUGCUUUACAGGACGAAAUUGAUUCUUUAUCACGGCAAAAGGAAAAUUUUCUGACGGAGAGAGAAAGCUUGGAACAAAGUAUCAAACAACUAAGAGAAACCAUAUCCGCCAUAGAAAAAGCAAAAGAAGAAGCUAUCUCAAGGUUCAAUUCUUCAAAAGAUAAUUAUGAGUCUCAGCUCGGUCUAUUGAGAGAGCAACUGGAAAAUACAAGAAAUGCAAAAGAUGAAAGCGUGAAUAGAAUCUCAGAGUUAAUUCAAAAUAGUAAAAAUCUGGAAGCUGAGCUAGAAACUUGCAGGCAUCUCAAAGAUGGAUUGGAAGCAAAAAUAGAAACUUUCGAAAAAGCUUUGGAUGUAAUAAAGAAAAGUGAGCAGCAUUUAAAGGAGGAAAAGAUGCAACUCGAAAAAGAAGUUACUGACACUAAACAACAAACAGAAAUCUUACGCAGUAAUUUAAAAUCAUUGGAAAAAGAGCAUGAAGAUUCCAUCGCUCUGAUAGAGAAGUACAAAAAACAUAUAAUUGACAAGGAAGGGGAGUACAACGAAAGAGCUUCCGAACUAAACGAUGAGAUUAAUUCUCUACAACAGGAAAAAGAGACAAUUCGCCUAAAAAGUGACAAACUGGAAGGCGAUAUUAAAGAAAUGAAGAACACUUUGGGAGUGCAGUCUAACUCGAAAGAGUCCGAGAUCAGAGCUCUCAAUAUGCAAAUCAAAGAGCUCGAGGAAAAGAGCCAAAAAAAUGAAGCCAAUUUAUUACAGUCAGUUAAAAGUUUAGAAUCUGAGACAACAAAAGUGAGAGAGUUGCAGGAGGAAUGCGACCUUAAAAGAAAAAAAAUUGGUGAAUUAGAAAAAAAAAUAAAAGCUUCAGAAGAUAAAAACUCCCAAAUUUCGGAACUGCAGAAAGAAUCAGAGGAGACAAAAAGAGAGCUAGAAGCUAAAACGGCUGAAGUAAAAAAUCAAUUGGAAAAGAUCAGUAAUUUGAAUGAGUUAAAAGAAAAAUCAGAUAUUGAGUUUACUCGAUUGAAGAAGACAUGGUCUGAAGACAAAAAGAAUAUGGAAGAACAAUUGGAUAAAGUAAAGAACGAAAUGCAAAUCAAGAAUCAGGCUUUUGAAAAAGAAAGAAAACUGCUUAACGAGGGUUCUUCAACAAUUACGCAAGAAUAUUCCGAAAAGAUCAACAUGUUAGAAGACAAAUUAAUGAUAUUACAAAAUGAAAAUGAAUCAAAGACCAAACAAAUAGAUGCUGUCAGGAAUGACUUGGAGAGGGCCACUUUAAGCAAAGAUGAACUUUUAGAAGAGAAACGGAAUGAAAUCAAGAUCUUAAAUGAUGAGAUUCUUUCAUAUAAAGAAAAGUUAAGUGAAACAAACAAAGGUUUGCUAUCAAAAGAACGAGAAAAUAAGCAAAAUAUAGAAAGUUUAAGAGAACAGCUGCGAACUCUAAAAGAAUCUAAAACUAAAGUUGAAGAGGGAUUAAAAGUAAUUGAGCAGAAAUCUGCAACCCAAAAAGCGGAGCUGGAGAAAUCUAAAGAAACUGUAAAAACAUUAGAAAGUACAAUCAAAUGUAAUGAAAAAGAGUUGAAAUCUUCAAUGAAGGUCAUGAAGGAAUCUGACGAGAAAUUGGAACAGUGCAGAAAGAGUGCGGAGGAAGAGAUUAAGAACUUGCAAAAUGAAAAGUCUACUUUAGAGACUCAAAUAAAGGAAUCUAAAAAAGAGAUUGAGGAGCUUGAAAGAAAAUUAAAGAUUGAAGCGAAAUCUACCACUGAACUAGAGACCAUAGAACAACAACUAAGUAAAGCAAAUGAGAAAUUGAAUGUCAACCGAAAAGAAGAUGCACUUUUGAAGUCAAAAUUGAAAGAUUUAGAACGUGAACUAAAAGAAAAACAAGUAAAAAUAAAAAAUAACAUAGAAGAAAAAGAAUUGUUAACUUCUCAACUCAAAACUUUGGAGCAAGAGCUGGAUAAUGCUCAACAAAAGACUCAAAAAUGCGAGGAAGAAAGUAAAAUUGAAGUCAGGAAAUUGCAAGCUGAGAAGACUGAAUCUGAUGAAAGAGUCGUGCAACUUGAAACCAAAUACAACAAUUUAGUAGCUAAAGAAGAAAAUUGGAAAAAGGAUGAAGAUGCUAUAAAUAAAACUACCGAUUCCCAGAAAACUGAGAUCGAGAAGUUGGUCAUAGAAUUGGAAAAGUUGAAGACGGAAAACUCUAAGUUGAAAGAAGUCAACAAAGAUCGCUCGGAAAUUGAUGACCUUAUGCUUUUGGUUACUGACUUGGAUGAGAAAAACACCAAAUAUCGCUCCAAGUUAAAAGAUUUAGGUGUUGAAAUUAGCUCUGAUGAAGAAGAUGAAGAAGACGAAGAAGAUGAAGAAGAUGAGGAGGAAGAAGAUGAGGAGGAAGAAGUUUAG
Saccharomyces mikatae IFO 1815 is the source of this 5388-nucleotide messenger RNA. RefSeq names its product Uso1p (gene USO1). The record is from RefSeq and is a predicted model, not a curated record. The coding region runs from base 1 to 5388 and encodes 1795 amino acids. Gene Ontology annotation, cellular component: ER to Golgi transport vesicle membrane; Golgi membrane; Golgi stack. Lineage: Eukaryota; Fungi; Ascomycota; Saccharomycetes; Saccharomycetales; Saccharomycetaceae. The transcript has a single exon. Gene Ontology annotation, biological process: intracellular protein transport; endoplasmic reticulum to Golgi vesicle-mediated transport; vesicle fusion with Golgi apparatus.